GUUUGAGUGAAAGAGAGAAAGAUGAAGACGAGUGAGUUUGAAUGUAUAUUGAGUUGACAAAGUCGUAGUGAGACUCGAUCAAUCGUAAAGUUAGUCUCUUCUUAAGAAACCUUGAUCAAAUGAAACGUAAUCAAUAAUCAACAGCUAAAUCAUCAGUAUCGCCAUUUUAAAAGUCCUUUUACUUUUCCAAAUCUUAAUUAAAGUUGAAUCCACAAUAUAUUGAUAUUGACACAACAGCAGUUACAACAGCCAUCUAAACAUGUUUCAACCAAAGCCUAUGGCAAUUUGUCUUCUCCUUAUUCCCUUGAUUGCUUGUUUCAUUCAUUUAUCAGAAUCAGCCAACAAGACCAUUGACCGAGUAUGUUCAUCAACCGCAGGUAAUAGUUACAAAGCAGAUCCAAGGAGUUGCAAAUGUUUCUACAAGUGUAAUCAAGCUUUCUAUCAAGCUCGACUUUGCUGUGAAAAUGAUCUCUACUUUAAUCCAGCAACCCAAGGAUGUGAUGAUCCAAAGAAUGUAAAUUGUACAAUUGUAGCGGAAGAUCUUCCAGAAUAUCGGGAUUCGAGUAAAACUGAGCUAACAUCAGCCAAACCUCCUGUUAAGCCCGAUUUGGAGAUUUGUUUCGAGGGAAUAGGACAUUAUCCCGAUCCUGGAAAUACCACUUGCUUUUAUCAUUGUGAUGCCAAUAAUUACGCUCAUCAUCGUUGCUGUGCUCCAGGUUUAGCCUUUAAUCCAGAGAUCCGAAGUUGCGAUUGGUGAUUAAAACAUUCAAGCUUAAGAUUUUCAUAAAUAAAUUGAAAUGUAAACAUUAA
Messenger RNA from Tetranychus urticae (two-spotted spider mite), 810 nucleotides. RefSeq names its product putative chitinase 10. The record is from RefSeq and is a predicted model, not a curated record. Gene Ontology annotation, molecular function: chitin binding. Gene Ontology annotation, cellular component: extracellular region. Lineage: Eukaryota; Metazoa; Arthropoda; Arachnida; Trombidiformes; Tetranychidae.